Messenger RNA from Dissoconium aciculare CBS 342.82, 906 nucleotides. RefSeq lists its product as uncharacterized. The record is from RefSeq and is a predicted model, not a curated record. Lineage: Eukaryota; Fungi; Ascomycota; Dothideomycetes; Mycosphaerellales; Dissoconiaceae. Gene Ontology annotation, cellular component: nucleus. The coding region runs from base 1 to 906 and encodes 301 amino acids. Gene Ontology annotation, biological process: regulation of transcription by RNA polymerase II. The transcript has 2 exons.
AUGAAUGUCGAAAAUGAUAUGCAAACACCAGUGUCCCCGGUGAGCCCACAACACGAGCAAAUCGUGGUGGAGCAGCAAGUCCCACGCAAACGAUCCCACUCGGUGAUGUCACAGCAGAAUGACCAGAUCAUGGCACAUGUGCAAGAAACGCGAUCAGGAUCGAUAGGUUCUGUUACGGGGUUUUCAAAUCAAGAUGGCGAAGAUCUCCUCUCUCCUCGCGACUGGCGUCAAGUCAAGCGGGGAGAACCUCCGAAGGAUGCCUCAGGAAACUACUGUUGCAUGUGGUCAGACAUGGAUCCAUGCUACAUGCAGAUAUUCAAUCGUAAAUGCGAAUGGAGCAAACAUAUGGACAAGCACGAUCGGCCAUACCGGUGCCAGCACAAACAAUGCGAGAAACUCCAGGGGUUCACUUAUUCCGGCGGCCUUCUAAGACAUCAAAGAGAGGUACACGGCCAGCAUGGCGGCCCCAAAGCAACAUUGAUGUGUCCAUUCGAAGGCUGCAGACGUCACUCAGGAAAGGGCUUCACACGAAAAGAGAAUCUCAAUGAGCAUCUUCGUCGCGUGCACCACAUCAGCGAACAGCAACCACUCACGACACAUUACCCUGCCAUCGAUGCCUCCUUGGGUGUCGACGAUAUGGAGCCACCUACCGCUCGCAUGUCAGAUGACCUGGAGCUAGGUGGCUCGGCUUUGGGUGCGGGCAAACGCAAGCGUAUCGAGGCCGGCAUGGAUGACUUCCUCACUGCCAACAACAUCGACGAGCUACAUGCCGAGAUCAAGCGACUUCGAGAGGAGAAUGAUCAGAAGGAUGAGCGGAUUCAAAGAAUGGAGGCCGAACGACUAGAGCAGGACGACAAACUUCGUCAACUGCAAGCGGCUGUUGAGCAGUCGCAACUUCAAACCUAG